UUGUUUUGAAUUAUCGUAUUAUCAAUAUUCGUAUAUAUUUCGAUAAGCAGUGGAUUGGAUCUGAUCAUUACUUCGAAAAUCUGUAUCAUGUAGAAACAACACAUAACUUAUACUGUAUAGCUUGUGUGACGGCAAGAUGCAAUUUCCAAAACAUGGAAUUAUUUACAGUACAACAGGAAGUGAAAAACAUUCGGCGAUUAUAUUUUCGAACGGUUUAAUACUUACAACAGGACUCAUUCUUCUACAACAGCCAAAUUACAAAGAUUUUUAUAGGCUAUUUGAUUUCGAUUUCGCGAAUAUCGGCAAAAUUGUAGAACUGCAAAAUUUACAAACAGUCAAUUUUAAAAUAGUCAUUGACAAUGGUUAUAACGCAUUAAUCGAAAAAAACGCACGAAUUUCGUUUUCGUUAUAUUCCAAAAACUGUGAACAAACUCUAAGAACCAAAUUCAAUGGUCUGAAGUUUUUACUUGACGGCAACUACAAGUACAUAAUCGAAUUCCGGCAAUAUUUUUCGACUUUUCUAUUGUUACAAUAUACUGACGUAAAAUUGUCAACUGAAGAAGUGAGAAAUCACUUUGAAUGUUUGAUGAUUAAUACGCAGAGUGAUUUGAAUAUUUUGGAUGAAAUAGUUUGUGUAAACUCUCCUUUCGGCAAUGAACAUUUCAUAAACAGUGCUACCUAUGGGCAUGUUGCAAACAUAUUCGGUCCUAAUAACUGCCUUAGUUUGUUGAACGUUCCUAUCGCAUUCGGAUGCGAAGGAGGGGCGGUAUACGACAAACAAUUAUGCCUAAGAAGCAUGCUGCUUGGUUCCUGCUUUAACUAUCAGGGAGAUAACGUGUCUUUUCCACUGGCCAUAAACCUCACUGAGAUAUACAACAUUUUGUUUGGGAAAAGUUCAUCAAUUAAUCGAACAGAUAAAAGAUUGCAAAAGAUGACUUCAUCUGUGUGCUUGGUAGAUUCUAUGAACUCUUGGGGAACAGGCUGUUUAUUCGAAAUGGAUGGUACCAAUUUUAUGCUCACUUGCUCGCAUGUCUUAGGAAGUGACAAUGUUUUUGGAUACACGAAGGACUGUGAGCUUGAACUAGAACUCUUGUUUAAAAAUCAAAUAUACGACAGUGCAUAUGAUGUUGCUCUUUUUGUGGUAGGCAAUAAUUUUGACCUCGAUCGACAGGUUUCCAAACUAGCACACUACACACCUAGCGUCGGACAGAUAGUAUACUCCGUUGGCUUUCCUUUGUUCAAAGUAUUUGGUUCGAUAAAUACUUUUAAACCCAGCAUCUACAAAGGGCGGAUUACAAAACAUUCGAAAGGUGUCAUCGUUACCGAUUGUCCUGUACAGGCAGGCCAAAGUGGUGGUCCGAUUUUUGAUUUUCAAGGAAACUUAUUAGCUUUGAUGGUUUCUAAUUUUAAAAGUACAUAUGACUGCAAAGUUUAUCCUCAUUAUAACAUGUGCAUUCCGAUUUGUGAUAUCUAUGAAAUAUUGAAGGAAUAUAGUGAAAGUAAUGAUCCAGUCGUUUUGAAACAACUGCAUGCCAGUAGGGAUAUCGUUAACAAAUGGAAAUUGCAAAAUAUUAGGAUUAUCAGUAAGAUAUGAGGAAUAUGGGCAGGAAGCAAGAUACGAGUUAGAUAAUUGUUUGUUUUUAGCUGGUACUUCAAAACGUAAUACAGUUUAUAAUUUUAGAAGAAUGUGUACAACAAUAAAGAAAAUCUAUUUUUUACAAAA
Molecule: messenger RNA, 1723 nt
Organism: Malaya genurostris
Lineage: Eukaryota; Metazoa; Arthropoda; Insecta; Diptera; Culicidae
Product: peroxisomal leader peptide-processing protease
Exons: 5
Coding region: 137-1594 (485 amino acids)
Biological process (GO): regulation of fatty acid beta-oxidation; protein processing
Cellular component (GO): peroxisome
Molecular function (GO): serine-type endopeptidase activity
Source: RefSeq, a predicted model, not a curated record